This is a messenger RNA of Halteromyces radiatus, 934 nucleotides long. RefSeq lists its product as uncharacterized. Bases 125 to 604 code for a protein of 159 amino acids. The record is from RefSeq and is a predicted model, not a curated record. Lineage: Eukaryota; Fungi; Mucoromycota; Mucoromycetes; Mucorales; Cunninghamellaceae. The transcript has a single exon.
AAUUUCCCCAAACUCUCUUUUUCUUUUUCUCUCUCUCUCUAUUUCUUUACUUUCGUUUCUAGCCUAUGAUUUAUAAUACAACUUAUAUGUCUUUUCUCUAUUUCUCUCCGGAUAGUGACAUGGCAUGUCUCUAAUUAUGGCAUCGUCAUUUGUAUACCAAACACCAAAGGUAAUGUUAAAAAGUAGAAGAAUAAAAGAUGAAUGGGAAAAAAUAAUACUAACCUCUUUUUAUGAUUCCUUUUUUUUCGAAAUCCCUUUUAAGAUUCAUGUGAAAAACGCAAUGACUAGAUGGUAUGUUAUCGUUUACUUCGUCUUUCUUUUUUUUUUUCUUUCAUCUGGUAAGUCAUCCUUUUAUUCUUUCUCAUUUCCUUUCUCACACUUCUUUUUUUUUGGAAAUAAGAUGCACUAUCUUCCUUUUUCUUUUACUGUUCCUUUUUUAGGCUUUCUCUCAUUCCCUUUCCAUAUCUCUCUCUCUCUCUCUCUCUCUCUCUCUCUCUCUCUCUCUCUCUCUCUCUCUCUCUCUCUCUCCAUCUUGCAUUCAACUAAUCUAAGUGAUACUUCACUAUGUUUUUUUAUUCUUAUUGUGCACAAUCGAUGUGAAUAGAGGACGCGAUUACAUGGAUUUACGAAUGCAAUAACCGGAAUGCAAUACAAUCGAAAGAAUUGCGUUGGACGUACAAUUGGAUUAACCACAUGAAUGUGCAACAGAAUUCAACAGGAUUGGUAAUACUACAACUUCAAUAGAAGAGGUUUGCAGUGGAGCUUGGGCAAGAAAAAUCAGUAUAUCAUGAUCUUCUUCUCGUUUAGCUGGUCUCUUCCCUUGGUUUGACUUUUUAUUGUGAUGAUGCUUUUAUUCAUACUAUAGUAGUCUUAUUAUAUUAUGCCUUCCCUCUUUAUACAAUUACAUUAAUAAAAUCUUUUUUUUUUUUUUUUU